This is a messenger RNA of Cooperia oncophora, 231 nucleotides long. The record is from the annotation of a GenBank genome assembly. Lineage: Eukaryota; Metazoa; Nematoda; Chromadorea; Rhabditida; Trichostrongylidae.
GUGAACGCGAAGAUUUUGAAGGAUGUGAAGUUUCCUCUGAUACUUGACCUAUGUGAUAUAUGUACACCAGCACUACAAGAACGGUUACGUCCACAGCGAGCCGCUGUGAAGAAAGAAGAAGACGCUAAAAUCGAACGUAUGCGAAAGCACAAAAUGGAAGGAACGGAUCCAUCGGUAGGUCUUCUCCUGUUUCUGCUGCCUUUUACAAACGCGUUAUCAAUGGAUAUGUGA